UUCCGAUGGAACUCUGUUGCCUGUUUGGGCAUCGCGCGCGAGUACGAGAUUCGCCACUCGCAGAUGAUGUCGUUAAACUCAGUCAAAGGAUAUGAACAACAGAGUUUCCGGAUGCCUUUUGGACGUGGAUUGACCAUCUCCCUUUCAUCCUUUGGAAUUUGGAUGAAGAUCGACCUUGAGCCUCACAAACAUGGGAAAGUCACCAUCCCCUGGAUCUGAACCAGGGGCCUCCCAAAGCCCCCCACCUUAUGCCCCAUACCUCGACCCCCAACUGACUGCUGAAUCCGGCGAUGCACACACCGAUGGCCGUAUUGAUGUGCGUCUUGAUUCCAAGCUCGCAAAAUCCCUGGCUCAAAUCGCCAACCAACAACAAGAGGAUCUGUUUCGUCCACCACCCAAGGCUCAACCAGAAGGGCCAACCGGAUGCGAUGUAAGGUUGAACAUCGUCAUUCAGAUUGUGGGCAGUCGUGGAGAUGUCCAGCCCUUUAUCGCACUGGGCAACGCCUUGCAGAGCCAUGGUCAUCGGGUUCGCAUUGCCACUCACAAUGUGUUCCAAGACUUCGUGAAGGAGUCGUUCCUGGAAUUCUUCCCUAUUGGCGGAGAUCCAGCGCAACUCAUGGCCUACAUGGUCAAGAAUCCCGGUCUGAUCCCGCAAAUCAAAACACUGCGCGAUGGAGAAAUCAAAAAGAAGCAGGUCAUGGUCGCUGAAAUGCUGGCCGGCUGUUGGAGAUCUUGUAUCGAAGAUGACCCGGUGACACAAGAGCCGUUCGUUGCGGACGCGAUUAUCGCAAACCCACCUAGCUUUGCACAUAUCCAUUGUGCGCAAGCCCUAGGGAUCCCCGUCCAUCUAAUGUUUACCAUGCCUUGGAGCAGCACCAAGGCAUUUCCUCAUCCAUUGGCCAAUCUCCAAAAUGGAUCCAUGGAAACCCCAGGGACAGCAAACUGGGUUUCGUAUGGAGUGGUGGAAUGGCUGACCUGGCAAGGACUCGGCGACGUAAUCAAUCGAUUUCGGUCUUCGAUAGACUUGGCGCCCGUACCAAGGACAGAAGGACCUUGUCUGGCCGAAGCUCUGGAGAUUCCCAUGACCUACUGUUGGUCUCCUGCCUUAGUUCCAAAGCCGAGCGACUGGCCAGCUCAUAUCGACGUUUGUGGGUUCUUCUUUUCAGAUCCCCCUGAAUACACACCACCUCCACAGUUGGCCGAUUUUCUACAGGCCGGUCCUGCUCCUGUGUACAUAGGCUUCGGUAGUAUUGUCGUCGAGGAUCCACAGAAGCUUAUCGACACGGUCCUUGCGGCAGUCUCGAGAGCUGGUGUACGUGCGAUCGUUUCAAAGGGCUGGAGCGAGCUGGCCGGACCAGCUGAUACCAACGUUCAUUACAUCGGUGAUUGUCCACAUGGGUGGCUCUUCCAGCAUGUUUCCGCUGUGAUCCAUCAUGGAGGCGCCGGCACGACUGCGUGUGGGCUGCUGAAUGGACGACCAACCACCAUUGUACCCUUUUUCGGCGAUCAACCAUUCUGGGGCGACAUGGUCGCAAAAGCCGGUGCUGGGCCUGAACCAAUCCCACAUGCCAUGCUAGAUCCUGAAAACCUAGCAGAGGCCAUACAAUUUUGCCUCACGCCUGAAGCGGAAGUCGCUGCAAAGGAGAUCGCUCUCAAAAUGAAAACAGAGACUGGGGUAGAGACAGCUGUCAAUUCCUUCCAUCGCAACUUGCCCUUACAAAGGAUGCGAUGCAGUGUUAUUCCGGGCCAACCUGCAGCAUGGUCUUAUACUCAGAAGAAACAGUCUUUGACUCUUUCCAAGGCGGCGAUGAACAUUUUGGUUGAAUACAAAAGGAUAGACACGAAGAAUAUCAAAUGCUACGCUAUCAAUCCGAUCAUCAUUGAAAAUCGCCGGUGGGACCCUUUGACUGGAGUGCUAUCCGCCGCCACAUCGACCGGCUCCAACAUGCUACAAUCGACCGGCGAGAUGUUCUACAAUCCGUACAAAGAAUACAAGAAAAGUCAGACGGCGAAAUUAUCCGAGGCCGAGGACGGUUCGUCAGGCUCGACAGCUUCAGUAAACCGAUCCAACAGUGAUCCCUUCCAGACAGCCGCAAAUAUGGCGGGAGCCACAUUACAAGGAUUCGGCAAAUUCUCAGCCACUUACUUCCGUGGUGUGAUAGUCGACAUUCCACAUGCAGCAGCUGAGGGCUUCCGACGAGCGCCUCAGCUGUAUGGUGAGAAGCCCAAAGAAUACGGGACCGUGCAUGACUGGAAAUCAGGAGCGAUAGUUGGCGGCAAGAAUUUUGUGGGCGGUAUGACGACUGGUGUCACGGGGAUGAUCAAGCAUCCUUUGAAGGGAUUGAUUGAGGAAGGAUCAGAGGGUGCAAAGAAGGGACUCAUCAAGGGUGCCUUGGGAAUGGCCACCAAUAUGCCUUCAGCUGGUAUCGGACUCGUGGCCUAUCCGUUCCAUGGUAUCUCAAAAAGCAUCGAAUCAGCCUUUAGGACGAAGACACCCAAAGCUAUCGUUGCUGCACGGCUUCGAGAGGGAUAUGCUCUCACUGAACGAAUGCAACUAUCAAAGGAGGAAAGAGAAGAGGUCGUCCAAGUAUUCGAUGUACUUUUAUCAUCGAUGAGCACAUAGGCCUCGAUAAUACUGGAGUGAGGCCGUUUCUAUCAUAAGGGCUGGACUAACCGCCUCCAAUCGCAUCUGAGAGGGGACUUAUUUCAUUUGGUUUAAUAUCAGCCUAAACUACCAAAGACGCAGCAAGCAUAAUAAUCCCACCAAGGCCAUCCAUGCCAGAGCACCAUUCCUCCCAAUUCUCAGCGCUCUCCGAUUGAGAGACAUUUAAACUAAAAGACCCCGGUAAAGUAUGCAUACGGUUUGGCUCCAGCCCGCCCAGCUUAACUACCUGACCAUUUUUGGUCAAGCCAAAGGCAGGCUUGAUUCUGUCAGCAUUUUUGCUUUCCACAUGCCAUGACAGCCCAUCGUUUGCCUCCCAUAGUCCUUUCGGGGCUGGCAAUGGGGCUACCACAAAUACCGAGGACAUAUCGCACAUGGACGCUGGUUCGAAAUAAACGAGUAAAUUCACG
This is a messenger RNA of Penicillium brasilianum, 3072 nucleotides long. The record is from the annotation of a GenBank genome assembly. Lineage: Eukaryota; Fungi; Ascomycota; Eurotiomycetes; Eurotiales; Aspergillaceae.